Vespa crabro (European hornet) is the source of this 7299-nucleotide messenger RNA. It is a transcript of the gene Alk, whose product is annotated as leukocyte tyrosine kinase receptor. Gene Ontology annotation, molecular function: ATP binding; transmembrane receptor protein tyrosine kinase activity; protein binding. Gene Ontology annotation, biological process: positive regulation of kinase activity; multicellular organism development; protein phosphorylation. NCBI's taxonomy places the organism in Eukaryota, Metazoa, Arthropoda, Insecta, Hymenoptera, Vespidae. The transcript is spliced from 27 exons. The coding region runs from base 1783 to 6303 and encodes 1506 amino acids. The record is from RefSeq and is a predicted model, not a curated record. Gene Ontology annotation, cellular component: membrane; signaling receptor complex.
UUUCUCUCUCUUUCUCUAGUGCUCCCUAGAUAUAAAGCUUUUUUGGAAGCUUUCGACACACACACACACAUUCGAAUGGCGACGCGUUUACGCGAGAGUCUGGACCGAACGCAGCGCGGCAAGACGCGUUGCAACGACGAGGCGGCAAAGGCGAGGCUUUAGUCGGGCUCAAACGUGCGCUCGUCACGGGGUGAAUCCCUACGAACGUGUUCAUCGAUCAACACUAUCGCAAUAUUUCUAGAUACGUAAUUCGGUCCACGAGUAACGAUCACGACGGAUACUGUGAUUUAUAUAAAAAUAAUGAACUUUAUUGACGAACGAGAAAUAACAAAAAUCUACUUGCGUGAACAAUUUUCUAGUGUUCCUAAUCGUUAAUUAAUGAUUUUGACUUCUCAAUAACCGUCCAUUAAGAAUUCUCUUUAGCUUCUCUUUAGAAUGUUUUUAUUAAAAAAAGUUAUAUAUAUAUAUGUAUAUAUGAUAAAUUUGGUGUUAAGUGCAUAUCUUUAUUCCGUAAUUAUAGAAUAUUCAAAGAUCCGAAAUAUUGGAACAGAGAGAUCUUUCAAAGUUACUCGUUGCCGUUAAAUUCGUUCAAUGUUUGAAUUAUCGAACGUUGUCGAGAAAUAGAAUAUUGAGAUUGAAAUGAUGAUCGGACGAUAAAAUAUUGUAUAACUAUACGCGGUAUAUAUUGAUAUAAGAAAAUAUGGCGGAGACGCAAGGUGUUUAUUGAUCGGGAUGAAAGUUUCAUGGUGAAAUAAUAGCCGGGAUCGUCGUCCCGGAUGGUAUCAUUCGAACUAGAGAUUGAAUCAGUUAGCAUCAAGGGAGGACAUUCUCUCCCAGGUUGUCACGUGACCUUUGCAAGAAAUAUUGACAAACUCGAUUCGUUUUCAAUGACUUUUUAUAGACCUUUCAUCAAGCUUCUUCGAAAUUCUACGUUUUAUACUUAUUUCACAAUAAUCGAUGUCGUCAAGGGAUGAGAUAAGAAGAGAGCAUGUGUGCUUUUGUGCCGUGAUUUGCUUUCGUCUUGGCUAAUUUCUGUACCAUCUUUGACUUCCUCCUUUAUUUAUCAUUUUUAUAAUUUAUUAUUAAAUCGAGUGGGAAUAUAUCAUCGAUACUAGCUACAUUAACGAGCCAAUAUUACGAUCGAUGAAAGAAGACGAGAUGAAUUUUUAUCCUGACAAAGUUAACGGUAUGCUGCUGGAGUGCUGUUACCGGAGAUGAAUCCAUGAUUGGCGGAAAUGGCAUAACUGAUUGGCCGAUAUUUCAUAAUUUCCGGUACGGCAAUCGCUGCGGAGUGGUAUCCUCUCUAUUACCGAGGCAGGCACCGAUAGUAAGAUCAGUCCGGAUGUAUGUACUUAAAUCCCGAGGAAAGUGCGAACAUGUUAAACGCUUCGAGAAUUAUGAAUAAAACGUUGCUAAAAAGCUGCUUACAAAAAUAGAUGAAAUCCGAGAUAUUUGAGAAGGAAUUAUUGAUUUUGAGAAAAACGCAAGAAGAAGACGUAUCGAAACUUAAUAAUAAGAAACAAACGUAGUAGCAAUCUAAGCAGUACACGUGAUGUGUAAAAGCAUUGAAUACGUCCGAAUGACUGUGACACGUUCAAAUAGCAAGUCGUUGGAAAUAUCAAGACAAUAUCUUUAUCGAGUUGUCUUCCAAGAACGAUUUAAGCGUCGCUUGUGGCAUCAUGGCCACGUGCGUUUCAAUAAAAGUUUUACAAAACAGCGAGUGAUCCUCGAAGGAUACGGUAAAGGACUCGAGGAUAGUUCACUGGAAGAAGUCACGGAGUAAUGAUCAGAGUCAGGCGGUUCGAGCUGGGAACCGCGACUGUUAAUUCGGUGAGUCCAGCCACCUGGAGUCGACAACAACGUCAAAGACGCGUCGGCUGUAACAGAUAUUCUUUGCUGAGAGUCUUUAUAGCAUUGUGUUGCAUAACUGGUGCUUACUGUGAUCGGUACGAGUGGAAAAAGAGAUUACCACGUGGUUUAAAGGAAUUACAAGCGGCCAUGAAUAGUAAAGCACAACCAUUGGCUCUUCUGGGCCGUUGCGAUUUCGACAAUUUCUGCGAUUGGAUUUUCAACGAUACUCUAGGAUUAAAUAAGACAACGGCAAGAAAGUUUACAAUUACAGCGGAGAUUAGUAAGUCGGAGAAAGGAAACUUUCUAUGGUUACGGGGUUUUGGCAGGGGCCAAUUAAUGUCAGAAGUUAUACCACGCACUGGAUCACAUUGUCAUCUAUUAUUAGCAUUGCAUCAAGUCAAUAUGAAAGACGGGGAAUUCAAUUUUGUUAUACAAACGAAUGGUCAAAGCUAUAUCGCAACUAAACGUAUGGGAAAUAAUAAUGCUAAGUGGGAGAUAACCAGUUUCAACAUUGGUGCCAUUGCACAACAUUUUCGUUUAUAUUUAGAGAUCUUUUUGCCCUAUAAGAACUCAAGUGUAGCUGUCGAUAAUAUUCAAUUGGUCGAUUGUUUUCCAGAAUCUCCACCGGAUGUUACGGUUUGCACGGACGACAUGUUUCGUUGUAACAAUGGUUCCUGCUUGAAUAGAACACGUAUAUGUGAUUUGACGAAGGAUUGUGCCGAUGCAGAAGACGAAGGGCUCGAUUGCGACAAAAUGCCACCCAAUUCAAGAUGUAAUUUUGAAGAUGGUUGGUGCGGUUGGACAAAUCUUCCUGGAAGUUCAUUAAAUUGGACUCUUCAUUGUGGUCCAACACCAACCGAAAGAACCGGACCAAGUUACGAUCAUACGUAUCGAAAUAUAACGGGUACAUAUGCUUAUGUGAAUACAGCGAAAGGAAUAAAAUAUGGUAGCCGAGGCACACUUGAGAGUCCAUUGUUUAAUCCAACACCACCUUACAGUAGUGAUCCUAAUAGUUUUUAUCAUCAGAGCUGUCAAAUCCGAUUCUUUUACCAUCGUUAUGGUGUACAGAGUGGUUCUCUCGGAUUAUACUUGGUUCAAGUGAAACCACAUCAAAAUAAUUCUAAAUUAUUAUGGUGGUCUUACGGUGACAAAAGCGAUGAUUGGUAUAGCCAAACAGUUCCCCUUCCAGAGAUCAGAUAUAGAUAUUUUUUGCAAUUUGAGGCAAGCAGAGGAUAUGCUUCGAAAGGUGAUAUUGCUAUUGACGAUAUUUCUCUCAGUCCAGAAUGCUUUGGUAUAGGAGUACCACCAGAAGUCGUUGGAACUUUUGAUUAUUAUAAUCCUAUAAUAGAGUCUGAAAGAAUACCAGAAGCACAUAUUGAUUUCGUUAAUGAAACGGUAAUCCAUAUCACUACUUGUGGUGCUACCGGCCGAAUAGGUCCAACUCUAAAACAAUGUAUGGAGGAAAAUAAUAGAACCGACAUCGAAUUGAUUGAAAAAUCAUCAGCACCUUCUCAGGAAGAUUUACCUGUUUUUAAUCUAGAUGGAAUUCAGAGGUGGACUGCACCACGUGGUGGAUAUUAUACUUUAAUUGGAAUGGGUGCACGUGGUGGGCGAGGUGCUUCCGGUACAGGAAGUACAUUGGGUUCACUUGUUCGUGGUGUCGUUGAGCUAGUAAAGGGUGAUCAACUUUAUUUCAUGGUUGGUCAGCCUGGAAUUGACGCAUGUCCUAAGAAUUUGGGAAUGCAGACAAAGGAAUGUCAAGCUCCAUUUGAUGGACCAUCAGAAACAGGCGGUAUGUCAUCGAUAUUUCACGAAGUGAAAAAAAUGGAGGUAAAAGAUGGUGGAGGUGGCGGUGGUGGUGCUACCUAUAUCUUCACUCUUAAGAAUAAUGGUGAUCAGCAACCAUUGCUUAUCGCUGCCGGUGGCGGUGGAUUAGGAUUACGUGUAGGACAAUCAGUGGAUGAUAGUAUACAACAUGGAAAAGGUGCUGCUCCAUCAGAAAGAUCACCUAGUUCUGGCUUAGCGAUUACUGAAAACGCAGGUCCUGGUGGUGGUUGGAAUAGUUCGAAUAGUAUGUUCCGAGUAGCUGCUGGAAUUCCUUUGGCUCGUGGAGGAAAAGGUGGUGCUGGCUGUGGUUCUGGUAAAGAAGGUUACGGUAAUGGUGGAUUUGGUGGAGGUGGUGGUGGUUGUUUAACAGGAGGUGGAGGUGGAGGUUAUAUAGGAGGUAGUACUGGUCUUAAGGAAUCCGGUAAUGGCGAAGGUGGAUAUUCUUAUGCUGCAACCGCUUUAUUACACGUUUAUUUUCAACCUGCUGCGAAUCCUGGACCUGGUGAAGUUUAUAUAAUACCUGCUAUAAGUGGUUGCAAAUGCGAUUUUCGUUGCAUUGCUCUCGAUAAAUAUUUAAGUGAAACAAGGUGUCUGUGUCCACCAGGUUGGGUUCUCAGCAAUGAUUCCAGAUCCUGCAUCAUGGCCACUGACCCAAAGGUGUCUCAUCAACUGUUUAUAAUUUUGUUGAUAUUCGCUAGCAUAAUUUUAUUAGUGGCUCUCAUCGGACUUGGCACGCUACUUUAUAUUCGCUAUCAGAAUCGAAAAACUCUUUUACAACGUCGACAGGUGAUGUUUGGAAACGGUACGGAACUAACAGCAUUGAGAGCUGUCUCGGACACGAUGAUGACCGAAUUUAAUCCAAAUUACGAAUUUGCUGGGAAUUUAUAUAGUUUUAAGGAUUUACCUCAGAUUCCACGUGAAUACAUCUCUUUGGUGAAUAGACCACUUGGGCAAGGUGCUUUUGGCGAAGUCUUUCAAGGAGUAUACAAAUACAGAUGUAACGAGGAGCAUCCGGUAGCUGUUAAAACUCUACCCUCGUUGACGACAUCUCAAGCGGAAGCUGAUUUCAUGAUGGAAGCUCUUAUUAUGAGUAAAUUCAGCCAUCCCAAUAUAGUACAUUUUAUUGGAGUCUCUUUUGACAGCCACCCAAGAUAUAUUGUAUUAGAAUUAUUAGCUGGUGGUGAUUUGAAAAAUUUCCUUCGAGAAGAAAGACCAAGAUCGGAUCGUUCUACUACGCUAACUAUGUAUGAUUUAAUAAUGUGUGGCUACAAUGUUGCGAAUGGUUGUAAAUACAUGGAAGAGGCACGUUUCAUACAUCGCGAUAUAGCUGCACGAAAUUGUCUACUCACCUGCAAAGGAUCUGGUCGUAUAGUAAAAAUCGCAGAUUUUGGUAUGGCUAGAGAUAUUUAUAGAAGUGACUAUUAUAGGAAAGGCGGUAAAGCUAUGUUACCUAUAAAAUGGAUGCCACCAGAAAGUUUUUUGGAUGGUAUAUUUACUACGAAAACCGACGUCUGGGCUUUCGGCGUUCUUCUUUGGGAAAUUAUGUCUUUUGGGUAUAUGCCAUACACUGGCUGUGCCAAUCGUGAGGUAAUGUCAAUGGUAACGUCUGGUGGUCGUUUGGAAAAGCCAGCCGGUUGUCCCGAUCCAAUUUAUGGAAUAAUGACGCGUUGUUGGCAUCCACGCCCGGAGGAUCGACCUAGUUUUGCGACCAUCACCGAAAGAAUCGAUUAUUGCUUGCAGGAUCCCGACGUAAUAAACCAUCCAACACCAAAUUACGAUAUUUUACCAGCUUGCGAUCGUGAAAUAACAAUUAUGAGACCGGAUCCUGAAACAGAAUGCAUCAAUGUCCAUUCGGACACUGCGUUGAUUGAUGGUUAUAUGCAGCCAAGAGACAUAGAAUUUCGUCCAGUGACUUAUCGCAUUGAACAAGUCACCAAUAAUAUGUCUUAUAUGCAUCAAAAGAAAUACGAAAGUGGACCUACGAACGAUAAUAUAUCUCGAAUGAGAGAUAUUCAACGAAUUGAACCAGAACAGAAUAAUUCCUAUAAGGAUAAUCCAAAGAAUCUGAACAAUGAAGAUAAUCUCGAAAACGCUCGUACGGUUCUUGACAACGAUGGCAACGACAGAACCGAGCACGAACGUAAAACGACGAAGACGAACGUCGAGGAAAAGGAGAUUUCGGAAUGUUCCGAUAACGGAAAUGAUCCUCCCGAGGAUCAAGAUGAUCGUUUCAGCGAAAACAGUGACGGCACAGACUUAGCGGCUGAUAGAAAAAACGGGAAUGAAAGUACUACAACGACUGACACUAAUUCUGAUUCAAUGGCUGUCGUACCAGCUGAUACUUCGACCGAUACGACGAGCAAUUCGACACCGAACACACGUACCUGUUCACCUAGUCGGAUCGUUCUCAAUGCUAAUGCUAACAACGUCAAUGGAAUAUUAAAAAAAAGUGCUUUGAAGGCUGCUCUAAGUUUGGAUCCAAGCGCGUUAUACCGCGGCACGAUUCAUUAUGAGAAAAUACCAUUCUCUGCACCACCACAACGUUCUAGCACACCUGGAAGUAUAGAGCUGUCUAAGGAUUCUCUUGGACACGAGUUACCUAGGCAGGAAGAAUGCUCUUGCUGAGAAUUGUACGACGGGGGCUGACCGGACUCCCCCCCAGACACUGCUGUAGCGGUAAUCGCUGCGAGGACUUGCAGGCAGCUGCAAAGAUCAGCGACGAUUUCUGCGAUCACGUUUAAAUUGACGGAAUCAUCGACCAUUCUUUGGACAUCCGCCGAUGAGAUGUCUUCGAGAUUUUAUUCCCAGGAGACGCUUUUAUAAAUAACGUUGCGAAUGAUCCAACAUUUUUAUUUGUUCGCAGGUUAUUACAUAUACAUACAUAUGUAUGUAUAUGUAUUAUAUGUACAACAAUUAAAUUGUAUAGAAACAAAUUAUUACAAUGACAAAAACGUAAUGUCCAUAAGUAAUUACAAUUAUAAAAGUACAAGAGGAAAAGAAAAAUACUCAGAUAUAUGUAUAUAUGUGCAAUUAUAUGUACAGGUUGAAUCGCAUUAUUUAUUAACGGUUACCGUUUCCAGUUAAAUAAUAAUCAAUGAAGAUAUAAAAUAAGACCUAACGUAUUAUAGACUGCUUCUAAUAUUGAGAGAAUUUUUCUAAAAAACAAUCUCUUGCUUUUGCACAUCGCAACAGUGAUUUCUUUUCCGUCUUUCUUUUUUUAAAAGUCAGAUACCGACUUGCAACGGAUCACUGUACAAUAAUUAUAACGCUGGGGGCGAAAUCACAACGACUACGACAAUGGGAAUGAUUGUAAUAACGACAACGGCGGUAGUUGGUAAUGAUAAGAGUAGAAAUAGUGUAGUAAUUGUGCAAUGUUUAAUAGGAUUAAUUGUAGUAGCAGUAGCAAUAGUAAUAGUAAUAGUAGUAUUAGUAGUAGUAGUAGUAAUAGUGAUAGAAGUAAUAGUAGUAAUAGUGAUAGAAGUAGUAAUAGCAGUAAAAGAUGAAAUAGCAACGACAACGUCGGAAAACAAUUAUAGUUACACGAGGAAAAAAUGUAUUUUAAACUUUCCAAUCUGUCAUUGAACAUGAAAUAUAUACAAUGGUAUUUUGAUAAUUCUACCA